AAAGCAGCUCAAACUGGGAGGGGUGGGGGCGAGAGAAAUACCUACCCGGGGACCUGCCCCGGCACAAGCCCCACUUCUUGCAAGCAGCCUGACCGAUCACUUGUUCCUGGGCAGCCCCCACCAACAUGUAGCAGAGAUCCCAUGGGCUUGGGUCAGCUGCCACAACUACUGGGACGCAGGAGUUUUGUUUAGUUAUUUCCCCCUGUCCUGUCUCGCAAGCCUCGUCCUCCAGAUCCCUGCAGCACCUGCAGCCUCCCGGGAUAAACAGACCUCAGCGACAAGGCACCUUAACCAGAGCCAGCCCCAGGGAGGAGCGCUUCUCUGCAGCAACUCAGGGACUCGAAGAAACUUCGUACCAAAACUUUCUGUUGUUGCUACUUUGCUUUGUUAACCCCUUUGGGCAGUUGUGUAACAGCUGCUCUUCUCACCGAGCUCUCUGCCUUUAAUCAGGUUAAGCACCAAAAAAGAAAAGAAAUCAUCCCAUGAGUUAGAAGGGGGGAAACAGGAAUAAAGUUAUUCUUAAAAAAUCACAUUUGACCGUCAAGAAGAGAGGGAGGCAAACAAGAUCUGUAGCAAAGGGGUGAAGCAGUGAAUGGAAGGAGCAGUUUUACUGGAAUCAACAAGUGAGAACUUCUGGACGCCUUGUUCUUUUCCCCUCCCCUCCCUUAUCCACCCCGAAGGCUUUUAAACUGUUGUUUUAAAUUGUUGCUGGAAAGAAAUUGACCCUAUUUACUGAUCUCCCUUCUUGCGCGUUUAUAAAGGAUUAUACACCUAAUAAGUCACCUCUACACGAGCAAUGAUUCCAAAGCAUUGCACCGCCCUGGCUGUUUGCGUCCUUCACGGAUUGCUUUGGCUACAAGGUCUAUCUCUGGAAGAAUUACUACCGAAACCAAAGUUGAACAUUACAGAAGAUCAAAUUGUAAUCCAUGCAGGCGAUUUCUUUGCCAUAACAUGCAGGGGAGCAGCCCCCAUGACCUGGCUAUGGGGAAAUGAAUCACACAAAGACAGUGACAGGUGGACUGUCUCUGAGCAGACGUGUUCAGACAAUGAACAGCAGAUCUGCAGCAGGCUCACGAUCACCAAUACCAUAGCCCAGGACACCAGUUAUUUCACCUGUGGUUAUAAUCACCUCCUUUCUAACAAAGACCUCGUGGCCACGACAUACGUGUUUGUUAAAGGUAAGAGCUUUAUCCUUCUAGACCUUCUCUCUACGGAAGCAAAUUGGUGGUAUCAGCUAGUGUUCAGUUGUUGGCCCCACCUGUGCUCAUUACAGGCAGAAAAGCCAAUGCGGACGCAUUCACAGCUCUCCUGACCCUUCCACUCACCAUCUCAG
Messenger RNA from Pelodiscus sinensis (Chinese soft-shelled turtle), 1333 nucleotides. The record is from RefSeq and is a predicted model, not a curated record. NCBI's taxonomy places the organism in Eukaryota, Metazoa, Chordata, Testudines, Trionychidae.